CCUCCUUUAGGGUUCCUCUCUCCGAACACUUCUCCGGCCGGCGGGUCACCCUAUGUCCAUGCUCAGAGCUAUAGCUGGUGGAUAUACAAGAAUGCUCCGUACCCGCAUACGAGUUGGUGACGCUGCUCCAAUGGCCUAUACCAAUAGGGAUGGCCACAUUUAUAUUUCAAAUACAUUACAAGAAAGAGAGAGAGAAGAGAAAGGGAGUGAGCGAGAGAGAAGAGAAAGUUGUAGGUGAGAGAGCUUGAAUCAGAAAUUUUCUAAGGAGAGAGGGAGAUGGGUAGUAACCAUGAAUUUGUUCGGUCCUAUGGAGAACGGUCGCAGCCAAGCUUCUUCAAAGUUGUUAAAAAUAUUGACACCUCUUCAGAAAACAUGAGAGCAAUUCCUCACGACUUUGCAAGAAGCUUCCCUGACGAUGAGCUCCUGGGUACGAUGAAGAUAACAGUGCCUUGGGGAAGCACUUGGGAAGUUAAAAUAUCGAAAAACCCGAGAUUCUACUUCAUGGAGAAGUCCGGAUGGGAGAAGUUUGUGAGGGACAAUGCCUUGGGAAGAAAUGAGUUUCUUUGCUUCACUCACAAAGAAGAGAUGGACUUUAGUGUGAACAUCAUGAAGCAAACUGGCAAGGAGAUGGUUCAACCUCCAAAACCCAGAGACUUCUUGGCUUCUUCGAGCCGUGUUAAAACAGAACAAGGUGUCAAGACUGAAGAGGUGGUGGUGUCUUCUGAGUUGAGUGCUCGUGUCCCAAGAACAGCAGCUGGAUCUAGUGGAGGCGGCAGGUACAAAAGGAAACUCAACUUUGAGGAGAAGAAAGCUGAGGAGCCCCAUAAUACCAAGAGGACUGAGAGAGCGUUUAGCAUCCGCAGAGAUCAUGCAGGCGCAUCUUCGUCUUCUGUUGCAGGAUUCGAGAUCGUUAUCUCAAAAACAUACCUCAUAUCCCUGGCGCUCCCGAGAUCUGCUGCAAAUGUUUAUAUGCCGAGAGUGAAAUCAAUGGUCAAGAUCCAUCAUCCAGAUGGGAAGAAGUCAUGGAGUGUGGUGUAUUUGGUAACGAGGAGGGGUCACCUUUUCUCUGGUGGAUGGAGAGGUUUGUGUAAGGAGUAUCCUGUUGCUUUUGGGGACACUUGCAAAUUCACGCUCAUCAAACCACUCGAGCUGCUUCUUGUUGUCACAAAGCCCUAAGAGAGGAGUGGGACUCACUGAUGAUGAUGGAUGUGAGAGUGUCUUGGAGGGGAAGCAACUGAGUAAACUACUUUAUGUUUAAUGGUGGUGUGUUAUGUAAUGACUUUUAGUUCUCUGUUUUAGUUUGGUAUCUGAACAACUAUCCUGCUUGUCUGUUUCAUAUGUUUGGGACCAGUUUUUAAUAUGUUUGUUGUUUCCAUGAGACCUUAA
Camelina sativa (false flax) is the source of this 1386-nucleotide messenger RNA. RefSeq names its product B3 domain-containing protein REM23-like. NCBI's taxonomy places the organism in Eukaryota, Viridiplantae, Streptophyta, Magnoliopsida, Brassicales, Brassicaceae. The record is from RefSeq and is a predicted model, not a curated record. Gene Ontology annotation, molecular function: DNA binding.